GGUGGAGGAGUCAGACGGAGAGGUGGAGGAGUCAGACGGAGAGGUGGAGGAGCAGAGAGGACUGAGGUCUCUAGACGACGGUGAGCUAAUAAUCAAAAACCAACUAGCUAUCGCCUCCACGUCCAAGUGCUGUUGGCUUAAUCAAUACCACACUGAUCACACAACACCUGAUCAGUAAUCAUUGAAAUUAGUGGAAUGCCGAUGUAUAGAAGUUUAUGUUUUAUGCAUUUAUUUGACACAUUUUUAUGCUUUUUUAUAUCACGCUCUCUAGACGUGACUUGACUUGAAUUCCUACGAACCAAAGGCUCUUGAAUCCCUUUCAUGGGAUCCAUUCACAACGACAGCCGAACUCUCCGUGAGAGAAACAGAGAAAGCUCUUCUUCAGACUCGAGUGCGCUCCCACACUCAACUCAGGAGAAGUAUCGCAAAUAAACCUCCAGCAGAACUCAAGUGCCACGCAUCGUCAUCAUUUAAUCUAAUGCCGCCACAUAUGUCGCGUCCAUGUCGUCCGGUCAAAUGGCUGAUGAAUGAAUGAAAGGGUGACCCAAUUACAACCACCGUUUACGCUCCAUUCAAUCUAUCACUGUUCACGGUCAAAACCUAAUUAUACAUAAGCAUAUGCUAAAAGUACACGAGUACAAGUGACUAUGCAGCUCAAACGAACGAUGAUAUCCAAACGUCCGCGAUGAUAUUCCAGUGACACCGUCUCCGUCCUCCCGCCCGCGCUUCUAUAGAUCCACAACCCCUCUCAUAACCCCUUAAUUAGCUUGCUAUUGAUUGGCCACCAAACCAAUUCACCAUAUUUCCCUGUGAAUGUGGCUGCUGUGAUUGGAUGAAUGUGUGGAGUGAGGGACACACAGGAAAUGGGGAGCGUCUGGGUGAAAGGAGGGCAGAUUAAACAGAGAGUUGGAGAUAUGGCUCUGUAAUGAUGUUAGCCUUCAGAUGGUCCAUCCUAUGAUGGAACAUUGAUUUUCUUUGUUCAAAGCUGGGCUGCUGAAAGACCUUGAGAAUUAAAGGGCCUGACAGUGAAUGUACAUACAGUGCUCCGUUAAAUGCACCACUCAUAACUCGCUUUUUCAUUUCAAAUAAACCCAAAUCGAUCGAGCCCGGUUUAAUAUGUGCAUUGUUUGCAUCGCUCUCCUUAAAUAACAUUUAAUAACGUUUUCGUUUUCUCUGUAUGUGGCUCAUAGUUCUGCUAUGAGAGUUAUUAAAUAGUAAGGCAUACAUCACACAUAUCCAAUAAACAAAUCAUUAUGUUAAAGUUCAACAUAAUGUUCAAUUAAGUUUGUAAUCUCGGUUUAAACUAUUGACCUUUUGGUGGAAUUUAAUUUUGAAUAUUUUGUCACCGACAUAAGCCAUCCGUGAUAAAAUUGACAAAUUAUCCGAACACAUGUAUCCUUUUAAGAUGAAAUAAGAGUCACAGAUGAAUUUGCAAGAUCCACUGGUACUGAUAACAUCAUUAUCAUUAUUACAAACACAUGUUUUCAAAAAACCUUUUCUAAAAAAGAAAAGUUUAGAAGGAACCAGGGUGAAUGGAGCUCUUGCAAACAAGGGCUCAUGGGACUUGUCGUUUCUUACGUCUUCUCGUAAACUACGAAUAGGGGCUUUAAAGUUAGGGUAGGCGAUGUAAAGAAACCACUCGAUGUAAGCUUGAUUUUGAAAAUAACAAACUGAAAAAUACAUUUCUUCCGGCCUCCCUUCAAGGCCACUCCCCCAAAACAGAUGACUAGCCUGCUAGCUUAGCAACAGGUCUGCAGCUGGCUACCUGCUAGCUUAAGCAACAGGUCUGCAAGAAGCCAGCUAGCUAGGUAAGUACACAGACAAGUAAGCCAUCCAUUGGACAGGCUCAAAGGCCUGUGACAGUCAGAGGUACCGGAUAUUGUUCUUUUUUUUAUCCUAGCGUUUGAUUUAUCGAUUACUGUCCUUAUGCAAGGACAAUUUGAUAAAUAUGACAAUAAAUUGCCUACCCUUGCUUAAAACCAGCCCUGAACAUCUGGAAAAGCAGUUGGGAUGUUCUAGAGAUUUGAAUGACAUGUUUUUGGGGCAAUAAAUAUGAGUUUCUGUACCAUUUCCAGAUCUUCACUCAGCGGUACGACUCUCUGGCAGCAGUUCGGCCUCAGCAUCAUCUUUUUCGCCUUAAAAUUCAUCAAGAUUAACAGGAUUUCGAUUUUUCCUGGAAAAUGUACAAUGGCAGUAAAUUACCCAAACUGCUUUCCAGAGAUGCUGCGCUGGAUACUAAAGGGUGCGCACGUGACCCCUCCCUCAUCCAGGACACAGGCAGUGGAGGCACCAUGGUGAACCCGGGCGGCAGCGGCCAGCCCCCGGCGGCGGGGUCGGGCUCCCUGUCGUGGAAGCGGUGCGCGGGCUGCGGGGGGAAGAUCGCCGACCGCUUCCUGCUGUACACCAUGGACAGCUACUGGCACAGCCGCUGCCUCAAGUGCUCCUGCUGCCAGGCGCAGCUCGGCGAGAUCGGCUCCUCCUGCUACACCAAGAGCGGCAUGAUCCUCUGCCGGAACGACUACAUCAGGUUAUUCGGGAACAGCGGGGCCUGCAGCGCGUGCGGUCAGUCAAUACCGGCCAGCGAGCUGGUGAUGAGAGCACAGGGCAACGUCUACCAUCUCAAGUGCUUCACCUGCUCCACCUGUCGGAACCGGCUGUUGCCAGGCGACCGUUUCCACUACAUCAACGGCAGUUUGUUCUGUGAACACGACCGUCCCACUGCACUCAUCAACGGACAUCUGAGCUCCCUGCAGGCUAACCCCCUCAUCCCCGACCAGAAGGUGUGUUAGAGAUGGAACCCGGACAGGAAGCUGGAGGCGUGCCUUCAUUUUAAGCCCCUCCCCCUCCACCAUCGUGCUCCUCCACCCGCGGCGACCACGGGGGAUCAGCACCCUGGGAAGGCCGCACCCUCCAUCCUAGACCUCCUGACACCGCGCCCUCUCAAGAUCCUCAUCUCUCACGCAGCCUCCUGCUUCGGCUCGGCCUUCCUCCCCAAAUACGGGAGAACAAACUCUCAAAGACGCCCGCGCCGUCGGAGCGCCAGGGUCCCGAACCCGGAGCGACUGAACUCUGGUCGGAAUUCCCAGAGAACUUUGGCAGCGGUCCGCGGAGAGCAUCGGAGAGGAGCGGCCGAAGAGAAACGAAUGCUCUCUGGAUUUGGCAUUCGCUCGUUUGUUUAAAAGACAUUUCCGGGAAACCAGGACCUUUUUAGUUUCCCUCUCUUCGUUUUCUAUCCUCGAUUCCCGACAACAUGUUGUUUCCACUUUCUAUAUUUUAAAUGUUGUAAAGGGGAUGUGUUUCUUCUUCGGUGAUUUAUAUAUAUAUCCUAAAGGUAUAUAUAUAUAUGUCUAUAUAUAUAUGUAGGGGGUUUAAAAAAAGAAAAGAAUCUGUGGCUUUUCGUGGGAAACCAAUCAUGGACUCUCUUGGUGUAUUUGUAAAGCUAUCAUGUAUGUACAGUAUGCAUGUCAAUGUCGUUGUCCAAGCGUGGUUCCAGUACACGUAUCCCUCCGCACCGAGCCCCACCACUCCCCCCGCCCCUCCAAUAAACCUCCGCCUGUGGCAAGCUGAAGAAAGAUAGUCCGUUCAUGCUCAUGUAGAAACAUAUAAAUGCUGAAUGAAAGAAAUUUAUUUGUGAUAUUUUCCGAGACAUUUGCUCAAGUACGGUGUAUUUAAUAAAAUAAUAAAUAAUGCAAAAAACACAGA
Molecule: messenger RNA, 3702 nt
Organism: Gadus morhua (Atlantic cod)
Lineage: Eukaryota; Metazoa; Chordata; Actinopteri; Gadiformes; Gadidae
Gene: lmo4b
Product: LIM domain only 4b
Exons: 5
Coding region: 2181-2789 (202 amino acids)
Source: RefSeq, a predicted model, not a curated record